UUCUCUUGACUUGUACCAAAUGCCACUCAAUAAAUGGUAGUUUUAUUAAGAAAACCCUCUUAUUUAUACUCUCUCAUACAUUCCACUCUCCAGUGCAUUAUCAUCUUACUUCACCUUUACUCUCCCCUUCUCUCCCUGAGUAUUUCCUGCCAACGGAUUGGUGUUGAUUGAGGUCUUGAAGAACAUGGAUUCGAUCAAGAUUUUCAUGUGUUUUACCACACUCCUGUUUGCAUAUGCACAAGCAGCAACAUUGGCCGCCGAGUCACCGCCGAUUAUCUUGACACCAACUCCGGCACCGGCACCAGCGCCGGACUACGUUAACCUCACCGAGCUCCUGAGCGUCGCUGGUCCUUUCUCUACCUUCCUUAAAUACCUUGAAUCAACCAAAGUCAUCGAAACCCUACAAAAUCAAGCCAACAACACAGAAGAAGGAAUCACUCUGUUUGUACCCAAAGACAAAGCAUUUACUUCCCUGAAAAAACCCUCCCUGUCAAACCUCACCGCCGAUCAGCUCAAACAGCUCUGUCUUUUCCACGCGCUGCCACAUUACUACUCGCUUUCAGACUUCAAGAACCUGAGCGGCGCCGGCCCUGUUAACACGCUCGCCGGAGGUCAGUACACGCUGAACUUCACAGAUACCUCCGGCACCGUUCGUAUUGGGUCCGGUUGGACUAACACAAAAGUGAGCAGCAGUGUGCAUUCGACGGAUCCUGUUGCCAUUUACCAGGUGGACUGGGUGCUCCUUCCUGAAGCCAUUUUCGGAACUGAUAUUCCUCCUCCGGCACCUGCUCCGGCACCGGUGCCAGAUAUUGCUCCGGUUGCUGAUGCUCCAGAAGCAGAUGGUGGGAAAGGAAAGGGAAAGGCUGCGAGUUCAUCAUCGCCUUCCUCUUCUGACCGGAUUAUAGGGUGGAGCGUGUGGAGGUGCGUGAUGAUGGUGGUUGUUUCCGUUGGAUUUGCGGUGGUGUUGUAAGAUAAAGCAAAAUUGGGAUAUUUGAAUGAAGCUACGGAGAAUCGAUUUGAAUUGAUGAAAAGCAAGCCAUUCUUUUGAUGUCAGUAUUUAUAUGUAUUUCAUUGAUUGGUACUUGAAUGAGAAUUUGUAUUAUUUUUGUUGUAUAAUCUUCAUUUAUUCUAUUCUACAAAAUUACACUA
Molecule: messenger RNA, 1149 nt
Organism: Lactuca sativa (garden lettuce)
Lineage: Eukaryota; Viridiplantae; Streptophyta; Magnoliopsida; Asterales; Asteraceae
Gene: FLA7
Product: FASCICLIN-like arabinoogalactan 7
Biological process (GO): plant-type secondary cell wall biogenesis
Cellular component (GO): plasma membrane
Source: RefSeq, a predicted model, not a curated record